AUGAGCUCGCAGAAGCCAAACUUCCUGGCACAGCCGGUCGUCAAGAACAUUUUCAUGUUCCGGAACGGUGAUCCGUAUUAUGAGGCGCGUCGGAUAGUGAUAAACCAAAAGAGGGUGUCCAACUUUGAGACUUUGCUGAGAGAGGUGACCGGCGGGAUACAAGCCCCGUUUGGAGCGGUGAGAAACAUCUACACACCGAGAGGAGGCCACAAGGUGGACUGUUUGGAGAGCCUGCGGAGCGGGGAGCAGUACGUCGCCGCUGGGAGGGAGAGAUUCAAAAAGCUGGAUUACCUAACGAUUGGCUCCAGGAAGAGAAGGAUGCUGCAGAGUCUUCCAGUGCAGGCCAAACCACUGCCACAGAAUCGAAUUAUUGUGUCAGCUCGAUUCCUGAAACCCAUCAAGGAGCCAUGUACAAUAUUUGUGGUAGCAAAUGGCGAUGUCUUAAACCCCGCAAUGAGGCUGUUGAUCCACCAGAGGAUGCUGGGCCAGUUUGAGAGAAUACUAGAGAUGAUCACAGAGAAGAUGGGUUUGAGAGUCCUGGGGGGUGUUCGAAGUCUCUGCACAUAUGAAGGCCACCAGGUGACGGAUGGGAAUCAGCUGGAGAGCGGUCAGCUUUAUGUGGCUGUGGGAAGAGAAAAGUUUAAGAAGCUGUCCUACAGUGACCUACUCUUCGCUAAACCAAGAGGGACAAGGAGGGUCAAUGGAAUGAAAGCUUACUCUCUUCCACCUAUCUACAGAUAUUCCAAGCAAAAUGGAAAUAUUAAGUCCACAGUUCAGUGCAGUGAUAGCGGCGAUCGAGACUCCAAGGCCUACCUUCCCAGCCACAACAGAAACCACAAGGAACACCUGUCCUCCAUUGUCAGAGAAAUCUCUCAGGCCAGACUCAUCUCCCUCAGGAAGAAGAGGAGCGGGCAAGGAAUGACCUUCAGCAUCUCUGACAAUGAUGACCAGGAAUCAAAGGCUGAUGAUGGAAACAGUGACAACAAAACCCAUGAAGACCAGCCAGCUGAAGAGAAACCUGCAGAUGAUGAUGCAAAAGCCACAGAGGCAAAUGGUGAAAAGGCAGGAGAGCAGGAGGAGGCUACUGCUGAAAACACCACAGAAGAAGACACUUCCACCUGCAAAGAAGAGAAGGAGGAAAAGCAGGACACAACCGGUGAAAAAGAGGGAGGGGAAGAGAAGAAGGAAAAUGAAGAGCCAAGUAAUGAAAAAGAGAAUGAGGCAACAGCAGGACCUGAGGAGAAAGAGGAGGUGGUAAAAGAAGAAGUGAAGGAGGAGGUCAUGGAUGAGAGUAAGGAGGAAGUUAAGAGUGAGGAGCAGGAGUCCAGCAGUAGCAACAUUGAUAAGAGCCAGGACAAUAAAGAGCAAGAGGAUGGAAGCCAUACAUUUUCUGAGAGUGAAAAGGAUGAACAGGGUGAAAAUACAGAAGAAGAGAAGCAAGAUAAAGACAGUGGAAAGGGGGAGAAAAACAGUGAAGACCAAAAUAACGAUGUAGACUCAAAGGAGGAACAGAAAGAGACAGAAAACAGCAAUGAGCCAGAGAAGACUCAGUCAGAUAACGAGACAAAAGACAAUGAUAACAGCAGAUGUAAUAGUAGCAACAGUAACCAGGAGGAAGAUAUGAGCAAAACAAAAGAGGGAGCUCCCAAAGAGUCAGGGGAAGAGGAGAGAAAGGUGAAUGGAGAGGUCAGUGGAGAAGAUGAUGAGGUGGAAUGUGAAGCAGAGCUGGACAUGAAGGAGAAAAAUUCAGCCAGUCGCAAAGAUACCACAGCAAGUGGAAAGAAAGGGGAGGAGGCUGAUAAAGAGAAUCAAGAUAACAGCAAGAAAGAGAAGGAUUAGGAAAGAAAGACAAAAUGUCAAAGAUAUUGGAUGAGCAGUACUAAAAACAGGAAGCAAUACUUAUUUACAAUACAAUGUAAAAAUACAGAAGGUGGCAGAGCAGAUUCACAGAAAGCAAACAACACUUGAUUGCACUCAGAGAUAUUUACUAGAUGGCCUUAUAGAAGUUGCACUGAAAAAAAAUCAUUACACAAGCAAGCAAGUAAUUUGCCAAGCAAGUCAGAGAAUCUUUGAAUGGUUGACUGCUAAAUGAUGCUAAGUACAAAAACAUCAAAAUUUCGGGUUUAUAUUCAAACGCUAUUCAUCAAAACAUUAUCCAUGUCUAAGAG
This is a messenger RNA of Xiphias gladius (swordfish), 2168 nucleotides long. Its product is annotated as doublecortin domain-containing protein 2-like. Gene Ontology annotation, biological process: regulation of cilium assembly; dendrite morphogenesis; cilium assembly. The transcript is spliced from 9 exons. Lineage: Eukaryota; Metazoa; Chordata; Actinopteri; Istiophoriformes; Xiphiidae. The record is from RefSeq and is a predicted model, not a curated record. Gene Ontology annotation, cellular component: kinocilium; axoneme; microtubule. The coding region runs from base 1 to 1839 and encodes 612 amino acids.